Messenger RNA from Phodopus roborovskii (desert hamster), 3271 nucleotides. It is a transcript of the gene Zmpste24, whose product is annotated as zinc metallopeptidase STE24. Gene Ontology annotation, biological process: CAAX-box protein processing. The transcript has 10 exons. Bases 250 to 1677 code for a protein of 475 amino acids. Gene Ontology annotation, cellular component: endoplasmic reticulum membrane. The record is from RefSeq and is a predicted model, not a curated record. Gene Ontology annotation, molecular function: metalloendopeptidase activity. Lineage: Eukaryota; Metazoa; Chordata; Mammalia; Rodentia; Cricetidae.
GUCUUCGGGCCGGAAGUGAGGAAGGUGGGGCUUGUCUUAAUUCUAGCAGAAAUAAGUAGGUCCUGAGGGAGUAAGGAAGGGGAAGAAUGUCUUUGUGACACUGCUAGCAGCGCUGAGGGGAUGGGAGUCUGAAAAGGCUGUCGGCGGUGGGAGGGGGACCCAUAUCACUGCGACACCGCUGGCUCUCUGAGGGACGCGUGUCGGUGUGGGACCGGUGCACGCUGAAGGAGCGGGUGGGAUUGGGUGACCAUGGGGAUGUGGGCAUCGGUAGGCGCUAUGUGGGACUUCCCUGCGGAGAAGCGAAUCUUCGGGGCGGUGUUGCUCUUUUCCUGGACCGUGUAUCUUUGGGAGACCUUCCUAGCACAGCGGCAGAGAAGGAUAUACAAAACCACAACUCGAGUACCAACAGAAUUAGAACAGAUCAUGGAUUCGGACACAUUUGAGAAAUCUCGACUGUAUCAACUGGAUAAAAGUACAUUCAGCUUCUGGUCAGGACUCUAUUCUGUGGUGGAAAGCACUCUUAUUCUUCUCUUUGGAGGAAUUCCUUACCUCUGGGGACUUUCUGGACGGUUCUGUGGUUCUGCUGGCUUUGGACCAGAGUAUGAGAUCAUUCAGUCUUUGGCAUUCCUGCUGUUGGCCACACUCUACAGUGCACUGACUGGCUUGCCAUGGAGUAUGUAUAAUACUUUUGUGAUAGAAGAAAAACAUGGCUUCAAUCACCAGACUUUGGAGUUUUUUAUGAAAGACACAAUCAAAAAAUUUGUUGUGACUCAAUGUAUUUUAUUGCCUGUGUCUUCCCUUCUGCUUUACAUUAUUAAAAUUGGAGGUGAUUACUUUUUUAUUUAUGCCUGGUUGUUCACCUUAGUUGUUUCUCUGGUUCUGGUCACAAUUUAUGCUGAUUACAUUGCCCCGUUGUUUGACAAAUUCACACCUCUCCCUGAAGGAAAGCUUAAACAAGAAAUUGAAGUGUUGGCAAAGAGUAUUGACUUCCCUCUGACUAAGGUGUAUGUUGUUGAAGGAUCUAAGCGCUCUUCCCACAGCAAUGCUUACUUUUAUGGCUUCUUCAAGAACAAGAGAAUAGUUUUGUUUGACACUCUACUAGAAGAAUACUCUGUUCUAAACAAAGACAACCAGGAGGAGCCUGUCAUGGAACCCCGCAAUGAUGGUGAAGGGGACAGUGAAGAAAUAAGAACUAAAGUGAAAAAUAAGAAACAAGGAUGUAAAAAUGAGGAGGUGCUGGCUGUACUUGGCCAUGAACUGGGACACUGGAAGUUGGGACAUACAAUAAAAAAUAUCAUUAUUAGUCAGAUAAAUUCUUUCCUGUGUUUCUUCUUGUUUGCUGUGUUAAUUGGUCAAAAGGUGCUUUUUGCCGCCUUUGGUUUUUAUGACAGCCAACCCACCCUGAUUGGACUCUUGAUCAUCUUUCAGUUUGUUUUCUCACCUUACAAUGAGGUUUUGUCUUUCUGCCUGACAGUCCUGAGCCGCAGAUUUGAGUUCCAGGCCGAUGCUUUUGCCAAGAAACUUGGGAUGGCUAAAGACUUAUACUCUGCUUUGAUCAAGCUGAACAAGGAUAACCUGGGAUUCCCAGUUUCUGACUGGUUGUUUUCAACGUGGCACUACUCGCACCCUCCGCUAUUAGAGAGGCUUCAGGCUCUGAAAAACACAAAACAAGACUGAGCCGCUCGUGACUGCACACACUUCUGGUUAUUUCUGUCCUGGCAGCAUGUUCCAGCUCUUGAUGUUCUUAAUUUUUUAAGAAAAAUGAUUAAGUACAUAAAAGUCCAGAUUUAAAUACAUUUACUAUCUCAUUUAAAAAAAACGAUUGUAAUAAUCCAUUUCUUAAAAUACUGAAUAGAAAUUUGAGGCUUAAUAUUUUUAAAGCAUAGUCUUAUCUAACAUCUGGUUUACCAUCAAUUUGUAAAAAUUAGUCAAGGCAAUGCACAGCUCGUUUUAUUUCUUCACUAUGUGGAAUCUGCGUAUAGGGUAUUCGGGUUGUGUGUUUAAAGGAAGAAACAUCACCUCCAGGUAGUUUCUGCGAGACAGAAACAGAAAGAGUGGCCCCCAAUCAUUGUGUUUAUACCUACAUGGAGUUUGUUUUUACUUUCAUGCUGUUAUGAUUUAACUUGGCCAAUCAGUGUUUUAAAUAAGAAAGAAAAGUACAAAUCAGUGAGGCUAAUGCUACUGAAAUGGACAUUGUUAGUCUACACUGUGCUGCCGCAGUCACAGAGCUUUCUGUUUCUUGGCACACCAAUCAGGAGUCCCCUCCCUGUCUCUCCCCGCUUCCCGCCUUCCUUCCCUGUCUUUUUUGCGAUAAGGUCUCACUCUAGCCCUUGUUGGACCCAAGUUUAUUCUUUAGCCUAGGAUGGCCUAGAACUCUUAUCAAGCCUCCUUCCUCUGCCUUCCAAAUGCUGGAAUUGCAGGUGUGAGCCACCACACCCAGCUUAGGAAUUAAUAGUGCUUGAAAUUAGAAAUCUUUUAAGAAAGUCUUAAUUUUAAGCCAAGUUUGGUAGCACUUACCUUUAAUCCCAGUGCUUGAAGCAGAGGCAGGUGGAUCUGUGAGCUGAGGCCAGCCAGGGUUACAUAGUGAGACCCUGUCUAAACAAAGGAAAGAAAGAAAGGGAAAGGAAAGUUUAAUUCUCCCCUUUCCUCCCACCUGGCCUUGUUAGAGGUAAACCAGCCCUUUCUCAUUCAUUCUCCCCAACAAUUGAUAGUACAUCCUUUCACUUAGCAGAAGUUGCCAUUUUGUACACAUUCCUGAUGUUAAAUGUGGAAUAUGAGAAGAAGAGAUGACAUCUGAAAAGAUGUAAAGGUGAAAUAUUCAUGAUUCUCUUACUACAGGAAAAAGUACACUUUAUCUUUGUUCAAGGCAGAGUCUCUGCCUUCAUUUUGUAAUGUUUUUAUUCAUAAGUUAUAAUUAAACCAGAUUACAUUUUUUAAAUUCUAAGUCUUGGUAGGCAGGCAGGUAUUUCCUUUCAGAAACAGCCUCAUGAAAGAUCUCCAGUGGUAAAAGGUGUGUGCUUGACGGCUUCAAAUGUCUGUCCAUGUCCUGGUGUGUGAGUGGUGCCUUCACACAGACCAUAAUAGCCUCAGAGCUCUAGUUCAGCACUGCAUUGUUUAUUUCCUCAGCUAAGCAGAGCAGCCCACGGUUUCUCCCCAGCGUCUUUCCCUAUGACUUCAUGCUCAGAUAAUUGCCUUUCCUUCCUUCUGUGCCUUUAAAUACACGUUUCAGUCCUGCACAAGUGAGACAUUAAAAAUUGCCAAUGCAGAUUUA